Molecule: messenger RNA, 1014 nt
Organism: Capsicum annuum
Lineage: Eukaryota; Viridiplantae; Streptophyta; Magnoliopsida; Solanales; Solanaceae
Exons: 4
Coding region: 309-674 (121 amino acids)
Source: RefSeq, a predicted model, not a curated record
CUCUUGUUUGGUUAUGAAAAAUCAUCUAGAAAACAUUUUGCAAAGCUACUUAUUUUCCUUCACUUAAAGGAAAAUGAAUUCCCUAAUAAGUCAAGGAAGUCAUUUCCCAGAUAAAACAUUUGAGAGCUACAACAUCGAUAAUUCACUCCUCUUCUUCACCCCCAACAAAAUCGAUAGUUCACCCACAAGCAGCUCCUCAUCGUCUUCAAUUUAGGGUUGUCUCCCCUCUCUCUCUUCUCCCCACUGCAAGAAUUUUAAAGUAAAUCAUGGGAAAAAAAGGAGAGAAGCAGUUUAGGUAGUCAAAACCAAUGGAAUAUUUGAUAUUGGAGAUUCUAGCUGAUGAAGUAAAGCAAGGGAAUAAAUCGACGACUCAGUUUAAGGCCAGCUCGUUUAAUCGUAUUUCUAAUGCCAUUAACGAACAACUAGGAAUGAAUUUUACAUCUAAGCAUGUGGAGAAUCAUCUUAAAACAAUAAGAAACACUUGGAGUACAAUCCAAACUCUACUAAACAAAAGCGAUUUUGGAUGGGAUGACAACUUGAAGAUGAUUACGGCCAGUCCCGAAGUCUAUGCGGUCCAUAUUCAGGUUGCCAGUAGAUUCUCACACCUGCAAAAGUUCCCCAGAUGCACGAUGAUACAUAUUGAUUCCAGAUAUCUCCAGUUUAUUAUUCACUGAAAAAGCUAUUGUUUCCUGAUGAUGAAAAGACUUGGUUACCCAGUCUUUUGUUGAUAUCCCCUUACUCCUGUCCCCUAGAUUAAUUGCACCAUUAUGAUUCACAUCAACUGUAACAACAUUAUUAUGAUUCUGCAUUUGGUCCUCUGUCUCCUCUGUCAGAGAAUGAAAUUGAUUAGUAGUAGUAAUCUUCUCAGGAGUUAUAACUUUCUCUCCUUGAUAACCUUUAUGAGGAAAUAGGGUGCCAUUUGUUCUCAUUGGUGUAUUAUUUCUUUCCUUGAAUCCUUGAUUCCUUGUUAUGUCUCUUUCCUCUUUAUUAUUUUGAGAUUGAAGUUGUGACUUA